AUGAAGUCUUGUUUGCGACAUGGGCUGCUGCAGGCACUUGGCCUUGCAGUUCUGGUCUAUGCUGGGGCCCAACCAUCCACCGAAGCGAUCCUAUUCCGUGGCCCCGAGCAUGUAACCGCCAAUUCCCUGCACAACAUACACGUCGAAUUCUCGAGUCAGUUCGAAGGUCGUCUGCAACUAGUGUACGGGAAGUGUGAUAUCCAAGAUCCGCGGCAAAAGCAUCAUGAAAUCGGGAAUACGGUGGUGAAACGUGACGCAUACCCCGAACGGUUUGUUUGGUCCACGCCUCCGGACACCCCGGACUUGUAUUGUCUGCAUGCCUUCUCAGAGACAGGACCGGUAGGUCGAUCCAAUCCGCUAAGCGUCUCGCCAUCAAUCCAAAAGCGCCAGAAGAUCGCCGAUGUAGCCGAUGCCUUGGGGCCAUGGUUUGAUGGCGUGGCUUACAUGAAAUCCAAGCCCCUGGAGAAAUCCUUUGUGACACAGGCCAAGAACCAGUCUGUGGCCAUCGUUGGGGGCGGAAUAUCUGGACUCAUGACCAGUCUGUUGCUGCGGUCUUCUGGGGUUCACAAUUGGCACAUAUAUGAGUCUUCGGGGCGAGUCGGCGGUCGCAUUCGCACCAAGUACCUAAAUAACACAAAGCCAGAGGAUUAUCAAUACCAAGAGAUGGGAGCAAUGCGAUUUCCUGUCAGCAUCACCUAUGCGGACACGAACGAGACCCUAGAGAUCCAAGAUCAUCGCAUGGUUUUCCAGCUUGUGGACGUACUCAACCGGAUCAAUGCAAAAAGGCCAAAUCUUCAGAUCAAGUUCAUUCCGUGGACCGAGAAAGGCCCUAAUCUACCAAUUUACUCCGGUGGAAAUCGUCUUCCAGAUGGCCGAAUUCCAAGUGUCGCCAAUGUUGAGGCCGACAAGUCUCUAGUAUAUACGCCUCCAUCGAAUCAAGCUGCCGUCUCUACUGCAAAAGCUGCCUAUGAUAACUAUACCAGUGUCCACAGCAAAGAAUACCUCCAAAAGCUUGCCACCAAUUUGUACAAAGCCCACAAGGAAGCGAUAGAAGAGGGAAAGCUCGACUGGUCUGAGGCCGCGUACCUACGCUAUGCGAAAGGCUACAACACCAGCGUCAUCAAUCAACUGAGCAACUCCUUCAACUUUGACAUCUGGCAAUCUGUCUACUAUGGCUUGUACAGCGCAGCAACGGAAAUCCGAACCAUCGACAAAGGCCUAGAGUCGCUCCCAAAAGCAUUCAUGCCACUCCUCGAAGGGAAGCUCACGCUGAACCGUACAAUAGAUGGUCUCGUAUAUAAUAAGACCUCAGAUAAAGCAGCCAUUACCUGGCGCAAGGACCCUUUCCAAACGAGACCCGAAAGUAUGGAGUUCGACCAUGUAGUCGUCACUGCGCCCUUCACAAAAGUCCGGCUAUGGGAUUUACCACGUUUCUCUUCCACACUUGGCCGGGCCAUCUCAACCCUCAAUUAUGAACCAGCCUGCAAAAUAGCCCUACACUAUCGUUCUCGCUUUUGGGAACAUCUCAAAACCCCGAUCUGGGGCGGAUGUGGUUCUGUCGACAUGCCUGGGAUCGGUGAGAUUUGCUAUCCAUCGUACAACAUCAACGGCACAGGACCGGGUGUGGUCCUUGCAUCAUAUAUCUACUUUGCCCCCGCCCGCUCGGUAUCAGCUCUCCACGACGAGGAACAUGUUGCUCUUGCUCAACGUGCAAUGGUCGAAGUGCACGGCGAGAUUGCCUCUGAGCAGUUCACUGGCCACUACGAGAGACAGUGCUGGGAGACUGACCCACACCAUGCGGGAGGUUGGGCAGAUCCAGUCGUCGGCCAACAGGAGGAAUUCCUGCCUGCCUAUUACCAGACUGAGUUCAAGACUAUCUUUGUUGGAGAACAUACCAGUUAUACCCACGGUUGGGUGUUUUCGGCGUUGGACUCGGCUGUCAGGGGUGCUACGCAGCUUUUGCUUGACCUUGGCUUGGUCGAUGAGGCCAAGGAGAUCGUUGAGACCUGGAUGGGUAGGUGGAUUCGGCUGUGA
This is a messenger RNA of Penicillium salamii, 2034 nucleotides long. The record is from the annotation of a GenBank genome assembly. Lineage: Eukaryota; Fungi; Ascomycota; Eurotiomycetes; Eurotiales; Aspergillaceae.